CCUCGCCCGCGCAUCCCGCAUCCCACCCUGCAUCCCGCAUCCCACCCUGCAUCCCGCAACCCGCACCCCACGCCGCAUCCCCCCCAUGCCGUGCCGGCGCCCCCCGCGCUGCCCGGCCGCCCUGGUCUCCUACGAGACCCCCAAGGCGCUGGUGGUGCGCAGCGGAGUGGUGGGGGGCGCGCACCGCGCCCUGCAGCUGCUCGUGCUCGCCUACUUCCUCGGGUGGGUGUUCCUGCACGAGAAGGCGUACCAGGUGCGGGACUCGGUCAUCGAGUCCUCGGUGGUCACCAAGGUGAAAGGCGUGGGGCGCUACGCAGGGCGCGUGCUGGACACCGCCGACUAUGUCACCCCCCCGCAGGGCACUUCGGUGUUCGUGGUGGUCACCAAGCAGAUCCUGACAGAGAACCAGGUGCAGAGCGUCUGCCCCGAGAACGAGGCCGCCUUCCGUUGCAGCAGUGACCACGACUGCCACCGGCCGAGCCCCACCCUGGGCAGCGGGCUGCUGACGGGGCGCUGCGUCCCCUACAACCGCACGCUGCGCACCUGCGAGAUGCGGGGCUGGUGCCCGCCCGAGGAGGACACGGUGGACGCCCCCGUGAUGCUGGAGGCCGAGAACUUCACCCUCUUCAUCAAGAACAGCAUCCGCUUCCCGCUCUUCGGCUUCGAGAAGGCCAACCUGCCACCCCCCGGCAGCGGCACCAGGCUGGGGCGAUGCCGCUUCCACCCCGAGCGUGAGCCCCUGUGCCCUAUCCUGCGCCUCGGGGACAUCGCGCGCCUUGCCGGGCACGACUUCGCCACGCUGGCCACCACUGGCGCGGUGUUGGGCAUCAAGAUCGCGUGGGUCUGCGACCUGGAUCGUGGCGCCGAGAGGUGCCUGCCCCGCUAUUCCUUCACACGCCUCGACGGUCUGGGCCAUGCACCCGCGUCCGGCUACAACUUCAGGCACGCCCGCUAUUACCGCUGGCCGGAUGGCACGGAGCGCCGCACACUCACCAAAGCCUUUGGCAUCCGCUUUGACGUCCUGGUCUAUGGCAGUGCUGGGAAGUUUGCCAUCGUCCCCACCCUUGUCAACGCGGUGGCCGCGUUAACCUCCAUCGGCCUGGGCACGGUACUAUGCGACAUCAUCCUGCUCAACUUCCUCGAGGGCGCUGAGCGCUACAAGGCCCACAAGUUUGAGGAGGUGCCGGCGCCCGGCGAGCCUGUGCCCCACGGCAGCCCCACAGCCGCUGGCACCCACGGCCAGUGCUGCAGCAACACGGCCUCCCCCGCGCCCUAAGCCUGCACCGUGGGGCAGUCCUACACACCAUGAGGCAGAACCCUGCGCCGUGAGGCAGACCCACAUGCUGUGGGGCAGCCCCCUGCCCGCACCGCACUGCCGGACCCCCCUGCCCCACAGCCGCCACCCCCUGCCCCAUGCUGCCAGGGGCACGGGGGAUGGGGGGGACACUGGGGGCCAUGGGGUGGCACUAGGAGUGAUGGGGGACAUGGGGGUCCCAGCGCCAUCCCAGUGUCCCCCAUGCCCCCCAGUCCCAUACCAGUGCUCCCAGUACCCCCUAAUAAACCCUUGCUCCCAGCACCCUUUGCUCUCCAUCAGUGCGGGGGGGGGGGUGAUUUUGGGGAGAUUUGUGGGGUUUGGGGGGGCAGGGGGUGUGGGGUGAUGC
Molecule: messenger RNA, 1661 nt
Organism: Cuculus canorus (common cuckoo)
Lineage: Eukaryota; Metazoa; Chordata; Aves; Cuculiformes; Cuculidae
Gene: P2RX3
Product: purinergic receptor P2X 3
Exons: 12
Coding region: 86-1276 (396 amino acids)
Biological process (GO): response to ATP; monoatomic cation transmembrane transport
Cellular component (GO): nuclear inner membrane; plasma membrane
Molecular function (GO): extracellularly ATP-gated monoatomic cation channel activity; ATP binding; purinergic nucleotide receptor activity
Source: RefSeq, a predicted model, not a curated record